Pararge aegeria (speckled wood butterfly) is the source of this 1392-nucleotide messenger RNA. Its product is annotated as hemolin-like. Gene Ontology annotation, biological process: cell-cell adhesion. The record is from RefSeq and is a predicted model, not a curated record. Gene Ontology annotation, cellular component: cell-cell junction. NCBI's taxonomy places the organism in Eukaryota, Metazoa, Arthropoda, Insecta, Lepidoptera, Nymphalidae. The transcript has 7 exons. The coding region runs from base 78 to 1322 and encodes 414 amino acids. Gene Ontology annotation, molecular function: cell adhesion molecule binding.
CUCGAUCCCUAUAAAAAGAUGACCGCCAGUUAAGAAGGAUACAUUCCCGCCAGUUUAGCGACGCGAGUGGGAUUAAAAUGUCUCCAAUUACAAGUUGUGCUUUCUUCGCUCUGUGCGCAUUAUUAUGCGCAUCUCAGCCCGUGGAAAAGUUGCCAGUAUUAAGGCAACUCCCGUCUGAAGUGGUGUUCGCAGACCACAAGGAAUUGCUGCUUGAGUGCGCUACUGAGGGCAAAGAAGAGGGUGUCAAAUACAAAUGGACCAAAGACGGCAAACCUCUCACCUCAAACACAAAAGUUGACCAACGCGGUGAUGAGGGCACCCUUAUCUUCAAGAACCCUAGCAAGGACGACGAAGGUGCUUACCAAUGUUACGCGGAAUCUCCUCUAGGGGUCGCCACUUCGAGACUCGUACACGUGCGACGCGCCCAUAUCGACGUCCCGAGCGUGAACGUCCAAAAACAUAAACCAGUAGAAGGCAAAACUUACAAGUUGGAAUGCAAGAUACCCAAUUCGUAUCCGAAACCAGAAAUCUCUUGGAUUCUGCAAACUGAGAAGUCAAAGGGUGAUGUUAAAGGAGAAAGGUUCACAAUCUCCGACGAAGGUGACCUUUACAUAUCGAGUGUUGCGAAGGAAGAUACCGGGAACAUGCAAUACAUUUGCGUGGGCAAGUCACCAGCUGUGGACUCCGAGGUUGUUCUGGCCAAACACGUGCUCGAGGACGUCGUACCCAGCAAGGAAGCAAACCAUGAGAUGGUCCAGCAAUAUGUGACCAAGGACACCACUUUGAAAGCCGGCGAGAGUGUUUAUUUGUACUGCAUCUAUGGAGGAAUUCCCCUCGGACAUCCCGACUGGUUCAAAGACGGUGUCGACAUCAACAACAACUCUAAGGACCGUGUCACGCGGUACAACAAGAGUGUCGGCAAGCGGUUGAUCAUCAAAGAAGUUUUGCUCGAGGACGAAGGCUCUUACUCAUGCGUUAUAGAUAACGAGGUCGGAAAAGUGCAGAAGCACACAUUCCAAGUCAAAGUUGUCAGUGCACCGCAAUUCGUGAAGCAACCCGUCCAAAAAUUGAUCGUCAAACAAGGCCAAGACGUCACAAUACCCUGCCAAGUGCGAGCGGUCCCUGAAGCAAAACUCGCAUGGAGCUUCAACAGCGACAAACUUCCCGAGAGACUUCAAGCCCAUACGUCAUCCCAGGGGAACGUAGCUGUAUCAGACCUGGUCAUCAAGGGUGUGCAGAAAUCUGACAGUGGCUACUACGGCUGCAGGGCACAGAACGAAUAUGGCGAUGUUUACGCCGAAACCUUGGUUUACGUACAGUAAAUCGACGGUUUACGACAUCAUCUUAGAUUGAAAUGUCAUAAUAAAUUACUGUAAUAUACCUAAGUACUAA